Hibiscus syriacus is the source of this 2497-nucleotide messenger RNA. RefSeq lists its product as uncharacterized. Bases 5 to 2086 code for a protein of 693 amino acids. The transcript has 4 exons. The record is from RefSeq and is a predicted model, not a curated record. Lineage: Eukaryota; Viridiplantae; Streptophyta; Magnoliopsida; Malvales; Malvaceae.
AAGGAUGCUCUGGUUUGAUUCGAACUUGCAGGCUCAGGAACCUCAAGAUAUGAAAAAUGGCACCUCAAUUGCGGUGGUUUCAUCUGAUGUUGAUGGGGGUAACAGGAUGACUUCAGAAUUGAGAAUCAUGCCCGUUGACAUUAUUGAUAUGACUAUAGAGGAACAGGAAUCUGAAGGAUGCUCUGGUUUUGAUUCGAACUUGCAGGCUCAGGAACCUCAAGAUAUGAAAAAUGGCACCUCAAUUGCGGUGGUUUCAUCUGAUGUUGAUGGGGGUAACAGGAUGACUUCAGACUUGAGAACUAUUCCUCCUGAGACUGAGCGCUUGAGUACAGAGAAACUGGAAUCUGAAGGAUGCUCUGGUUAUGUUUCCCAAUUUGAGGAUGGUAAGUUGAGGGAAUCAGAUGCUCAAAGUUGGGAGGAAGCCGAACAGGUGGAUUAUGACACUGAAUUUGAGGAAGAAAAAUCAUUUGUCUUGGAAGCUGAGAGUGGUGAGCAGGAACUAGAGGUAGAAAGAAUAUCGAAAUUGGAACCUGAGAGCUCAAAAUUUUGUAAAACGGGGGAGGCUUUGGGGAAAAAUUCAGUGAGCUUGAAGAUUAGAACGGUGGAAGUGUCUGUUGGUGAAACUAUGAAAUUUGAUUGCUUGGAUAGGUCUAAUUAUGAUCUUAGAGUAGAUUUAUCCAAGGAAUCAGAAAAGGAAUCUCUUUCAUGUGUUGAAGGAUCAUUAUCCUCUGAUGUUCAGAAAAGCAUGUCCGACAGUUUUAAUGGUUCAUAUCCCGGAACUGAAAGAGACUCUGGUUCUGAUAAAUUCAUGUGGAAUGGUAGAUCUUCACAAAUGCGUGGCAGAAGCCCAGAAAGUGCACAAUUCAUCAGUCCCUCGGCUAAUUAUUGGGAUUCAUCUAAGCGGGAUCCUCCACAUAUUUAUCACAGCGCUUACAAUUUUGGGCGCCCUGGACUGAAAAGUGCUUUUGGGAACCGAGAAUAUCCUAUCGGAACAGACCAAGCACCCUCAGAUGCUGCUGCUGGUGUUGCAAGACCUGACCACCGAAUUACCAGGUCUGACAAUUUUAAUGGUUCAUAUCUCCGAACUGAGAGAUGCUCUGGUUCUGAUAAAUUCGUGUGGAGUGAUAGAUCUUCACAUAUUCAUGGCAGAGGCCCAGAAAGUGCUCAAUAUUUCAAUCCCUCGGCUAAUUGUUGGGAUUAUUCUAAGCAGGAGCAUCCACAUAUUUAUCACAGCCCUUACAAUUUUGGGCGCCCCGUAUCAAAAAGUACUUUUGGGAACCGAGAAUAUCCUAUGGGAACAGACCAAGCACCCUCAGAUGCUGCGGGUGUUACAAGACCUGAUCACCGUAUUACCAGGCAAUUUAUGGAUUCUUACAGACCAAUCCUUAGAAGGAGAUCACCAAUUGAAAGAGAUGAGUUUUACAAUAUGCAUCUAAGGAGGCCAACUGUGAAGGAUACUGUAAGAGAUACUAGUACUGAUCGGAAUAGGUUUAGAAGAUAUCCACAAGGGGUUAGUAGAGGCAUCAGGGAUGAAUAUUGCAGGCAUGUUCCUGAUGAUGACAGCUCACAAUGCAUGAGCCGGAUUCCACAUCGUUUAGACAGGAGAGAAAGAAGCAUUUCCCCCCAUGACAGAAGGCCUCAUCAUGCUUUACCUUACAAGAGAGCUCGAUCAGGAUCAAGGAGCCGCUCACCCAUAGAUUGGUUGUUGCAGAGGGAUCGAAAUGCGGAUUCAAGACGUUGCAACAGGCCACCAGAUUUUCGGUCUGAUGCUAGAAUAGAUGGGGUUAGGUUGCCAUUUACAAAGCGAUUUGGUGCGGGUCAUGGAGAAUUCAUUUCCUCACCUGGUAGUCAUGUUUCACCGCAACAAAACUCCAGGAUGUUUGAGGAUCGUAAUCCUGGUUUAGACCAUUUUAGCGGACGGAAGUCACAUGUGAGGAUGCAGGACCAAAGGUUUGAUCAAACUCGCCCCGUUCGGAGAUUGAAUUCAGAUGAUUACUUCAACCCCAUGAUUCGACCUAGAAGAUUUCCUGAUCGGGCAGCAGAUGGAAAAGGGUGUAGUAAAUAUGAAGUCAGUGAAGAUAUGUGAAUAUUUUUAUUGAAUGCAAUUGUCAGAGGAUUUGGCUGGAAAAGGGUGAUAUGAUAUCUUGAAGAGUUUGAUUAUAUUCUCAAAGCAAAGGGAUUCAUGUUGAUGGGGAGUAUUUUGCAAAAGAUUAAUGCACAUAUUUUCAUUGGCAUAGUUACCUGUUGAUUGAGCAAUGCUAUGAAAGUUGGAUGAAGCUCGGCUAUUCGACAAUGUCGUCAAUCACAUUGCGAUCAUGGAUAUAAUGGAUGCUCUUUUCACGGUCAAUCUCGAGCAAGCUAGAAGAUAUAAGUGAAAUGAGAUGGCAGACAAGACGAGAAUAAUUUCGUUGUAAAAAAAUGUCGAAGGGCAUCAAUAUUUUUUGAAAUUAUAUUAAUGUUAACUUUUAGAAAAUGAGUGUUAACUCUUUUUUUCGUU